AUGUCUUCUUCAAGAAUCGUUUUAUCAUUCAAAAGCUCUUCCAGAUGUUGGUUACCUUCCAACUUGAAGCCAACCAAAAACGUUGCUAAGCCAUUAAGCUCAAUCAACACAAAUGCUAUAAACAGAUAUUACUCUUCCAAAAUACCUUCUUCCUCUGCAUUCAUCAACUUCAACAACACAGUCGUUGCAAAUAACUCUGAGGGAACCAUAAAUCAAGGUGCUUCCAACUCUACCCAGAUAGAAUCCUCCAAGGAUGAAAACUUCCAUCCAAGUGUCUUCAGUCACAACGAGGAAGUUUCUGGAAAUCUCCACGUUAAGUUGUAA
Molecule: messenger RNA, 324 nt
Organism: Komagataella phaffii GS115
Lineage: Eukaryota; Fungi; Ascomycota; Pichiomycetes; Pichiales; Pichiaceae
Exons: 1
Coding region: 1-324 (107 amino acids)
Source: RefSeq, a predicted model, not a curated record